This is a messenger RNA of Galeopterus variegatus (Sunda flying lemur), 998 nucleotides long. Its product is annotated as histone H2B type 1-M. The record is from RefSeq and is a predicted model, not a curated record. The coding region runs from base 64 to 444 and encodes 126 amino acids. NCBI's taxonomy places the organism in Eukaryota, Metazoa, Chordata, Mammalia, Dermoptera, Cynocephalidae. The transcript is spliced from 2 exons. Gene Ontology annotation, molecular function: DNA binding; protein heterodimerization activity; structural constituent of chromatin. Gene Ontology annotation, cellular component: nucleosome.
GGGCUCUCUCACGGUGAUUAUUUCCCCAAGUGUCUGACGUAGUGUAUCAUUUUUAGCGCAACGAUGCCUGAGCCUACCAAGUCUGCUCCUGCUCCGAAGAAGGGCUCCAAGAAGGCGGUGACCAAGGCGCAGAAGAAGGACGGCAAGAAGCGCAAGCGCAGCCGCAAGGAGAGCUACUCCGUGUACGUGUACAAGGUGCUGAAGCAGGUCCACCCCGACACCGGCAUCUCGUCCAAGGCCAUGGGCAUCAUGAACUCCUUCGUGAACGACAUCUUCGAGCGCAUCGCGGGGGAGGCGUCGCGGCUGGCGCAUUACAACAAGCGCUCGACCAUCACGUCCAGGGAGAUCCAGACGGCCGUGCGCCUGCUGCUGCCCGGGGAGCUGGCCAAGCACGCCGUGUCCGAGGGCACCAAGGCCGUCACCAAGUACACCAGCUCCAAGUAAAUUUGUCAAAUGAACAACCUUGAUUUACGCUUCCGACUCCCCUCUAAAUCCUGGCUGUAGAAAAAGAAGAUUCAGGAGAAGCAGAGAUCAACUUAAGGGAAAGUUUGGAGUUCUCGAAUCUUAUUUUGGUAGCAUGAGCAUUCAGUGUUAAACAGAAUUAAAAGACCUCCUUUUCUUCACAUAAGCAGCGGAACUUGAGUGGUUCUUCCUUCCAUAAAUCAUGAAAUUUGUUAGCAUGGACAGUGAAUGGAAGUUGUAGAAAAGCAGAGAUAUUGUGUUUUAGAAUUUUGUUUAACAGUUGGACAAUAAAUGUUAAUCUGUACUUCAUAAAUACAAAACAAUAUUUUAUAAAUAUCACAGCCAAAUUGUGGUUAUUUUUUAGGAAAGAGGGAGAAGCGUUGGGGAAAAAAAAAGGUGAGAGAAGUUGAGAAGGACUCAGAAAAGGAAUGGAAGAAGCAAACUGCUACUAUAAAAGAGAAGGAAAGAGCUUAGAGUCCAAAAAGAAGUUGUACAGGAGAAUGUGGGACGAGUAAGGCAGAGAGAGAGAAAAAAAA